Anas platyrhynchos (mallard) is the source of this 9732-nucleotide messenger RNA. RefSeq names its product NEDD4 E3 ubiquitin protein ligase (gene NEDD4). Gene Ontology annotation, molecular function: protein binding; ubiquitin protein ligase activity; sodium channel inhibitor activity. NCBI's taxonomy places the organism in Eukaryota, Metazoa, Chordata, Aves, Anseriformes, Anatidae. The record is from RefSeq and is a predicted model, not a curated record. Gene Ontology annotation, biological process: neuromuscular junction development; receptor internalization; protein ubiquitination. Gene Ontology annotation, cellular component: dendritic spine; cytoplasm.
CUAAGCUCAAGAUAAAAGCAAACAAAAAAGCAUGCCGACAUCUGUAAUGAAACUUAAAGGAAACCUGAUUUGUUAAUGUGUCUGACAUUACCAUACUUUGAUCUGAAGCAAUCAUACUAUUGCUCUUAACUUCUAACGUGUUUCAACUCAAAAGCAUCAUUUUUUUAUAGUUCGUCUCAAAUGAUAUGGCCAAAUCCAUCCCUAAUAUUGCAUACUAUGCAAUGAAUGUUUAUUUUUACUGCAAAUUAGUAUUGAGAAUGUAGGUAUCUGUGUACAUGUGUGAGAAGUUUCUUCAGUAUGUGAGGAGUAGCACAGAAAAAAUGGUGUACCCUUUCUUUGAAAAUCUCAACAAGCAGACCCUGGAUGCCUAUCCCAGGUAUAUGAUGUCUCAUUUUAUUUUAUUUUUUUAAAGCAAUUUUAAAAUGCGUCAUCAGAAUUUGUAGUUCACAUGGCAGGUUAGGUUAAAUGUGAAUUUUCAGGAUGCUCAAAUGUGUGUUUCAAAAUCAUGUUUUGGGCUAUGGUCUAUUCUUCGUGAGGUAGAAGUACUUUGUAAUUAGUCAUUGGAGCUUUGCUGCCACCCUGUGGAAGUCAGGAUGCAUGAAUAGAAAAUCAGAUCCCUAAUUUCGGGAAGGCCAAUGUUUUCUUUUUCGUUUUGACCAAGAAAAUUCCUUACCUACUUGCCUUACUCUGAUCUAAAGUAGAUGAGCUGUUUUUUGUUUUGUUUUGUUUUCUUACUGGAUCAACUUGGAAAAGGUGCUUUGUUUCCUACAUGUGACUGCAUCUAGAGAUCAAAGCAGCAUGCCCUAAUCAGUCACUGUAUAGUUCUACAAUAACAGUAUUUUUUUUCUUUCCCAUCUCAUCAUUUGGUCAAUGGAAAAGGCUGCCUCCCUAUUUCUAUUUAGCUUCCUCUUUUGUGGUGAAGACUAAAUUUCUGUCCCACGUGUCUUGAACUACUUUAAGUCAGUCAUAUUGUUGCCUUAGCUGUGAGAGUUUGGGAUUGAUAGACUCCCCCACUUCCAUUAAUUUAUUUUCACAUGUCAUAAAUUAUGGGUGCCUUGUGCUUUUUCACUAGGAUAUGUACCUAUGAUCAAAAGGUGUUUCAUCUUUCAUAAUUUUAGUUGGCUUGAGUAUUAAGCAGCAAUUCUUCUGCCUAUUUGAUGACUGUUUAAAAUCCAGAUGUGAGCAAGCUGAUGGAAUUCUUUUAGAGCUGUGAGACUGUCCUAAUGGGUGAUUUCCUCUGUAGAAUUUUGUCCUGUGUGCUUUUAUUCCUGGUGACUUUCAGGUAGAAAUUGAACCUUGAAAUCUUAGUUAUGCUUUUAAGAAAUGUUGCUUUCUUGAAAACUGGGCUCAAAACUCUUCAAAGUCCUGCUUCAAUUCCAAGUCCUGCAACAUUAAUUAAGACUCCAAUUGUUGGUGAUUUCACAUCUUUCUGUAGUAGCUUUAAGACUUGUCAAAAAUCACCUGGUUUGGAUCUGUUUUAUUAAGGGAACACGGAAACUGAUUCGUUUUGCUGACUAGAUGCAAGCCAUUAGUAGAAUAAAUGGCUUGACCAGUUUGUGGAAUGCUCUGUUAGAGCUGUCUUUAAAAGCACAUUAGAAAAAUCAGUCAGGAAGGAGAAUGAGAUCGUUUAUGAGAUGGGCCAGUGCAGGACCUAGCUGACAUCUUGAAGUCUUUUCCUGUCUUACAAUAACUUGUCCCAGCUCUGCAUAUUUCAAAUGAAGUACCAGAGCCUAUGUUAUUUUGUAAUGAAGAGUUAAAUAAUAUUAAGAUUUGCAUGGGGCUAUAGGUCUUUCCUUUUUUAUUAAUAUUUAUUUAUUUAUUGUUAUGUCAACUCUAAUUCAGUAGGACAGAAUGUAGAAAUUAGAAGUCAUUUCUGGAGUGAUUAAGGAAGCUGUGGCUGGCUGGCUAUACCUGCAAAAUCAUAGCUAAAGAAAAAUGACAUGGUGAGAAAUGUGGUUGAAAUCUUAUCUCUGAGUUGCCAAAAUACGUCAGUUUAUCAUUUACUUACGGAUUUCUUGGGAAAAUUGUGGGGAAAAAAAAUCAGAUUAUCUGUUGGGGGCAAAAGUGUUGCUUUUUUUUUUUUUUACUGAAAGUAUUGUAUCUAAUAAAAUUGUUACAAUUUGUUGUGCAUCACACUAGCAUGCUACAAACUGCUGCUAAUAAAUAUGUUGUCAGGACAGAAAGGGGCUUUAAGAACUGCAUUGUUUCUUCUUCGUUCACACAUCUUAGCAUGUGUACACUUUUUUUUUUCCUAAUAUAUUGGUUGUAGUUCAAAUGUGACUUUUAAAAUCUGUGACCAAGAAAGGUUUUAUGGUGUUUGACUUUCCUUCCUGCCCCAACCCCUCUCCAGCACAUAACGUUAGAAGAAGUCCAGUUGGUGAAGCAUAAUGAAAUAGAUGAAGUAUUGUAUUUGUUGGCUUUUAUGAAUAAGCUAGUAUUCGUUUACUGCUGCAUUCUAAUCAUGGAAUUCAGGUAAUGGAGGUUAAGUAAGCCCUGGAGUAUAAUUAGAAAACAAAUUUGUUGCUUGCAAACAGAGUACUGUGAAUUCAAUUCUUGGCUCUUAUUUGGGAAGGAGGUUUAAAUGUUAAUUUUAUUGCCUUCUAGCUUAAAAUACAGCAAAGGUUAAAUAAAUAUGGAACAGAAAAAAAAUCUAGUAGUAUGACCUAUAAAAGUAUAAAUGGCCUAGUGUUCUCUUCUGUUUGCACUUUUUCAGCGGCACUAAGUAAUUUCAUGUUAGUGUGGUAGUGUUUAGUACUGCAUCAUAUAUGGCUUCUGUGUUCAAAAGCACGUUCAUAACCAAAUAUGUUUAAAACACAAAAAAAUACGCUUAACAGUAAGAUUGUCUUUUUUCAAAAGUCCCACUAGAUGCCAGCAAAGGACCUCUUCAGAUAAUAUAAGACAGUGAAACAUCUGUAGGAAUUCUCAGUACCAUUAUUCUUACAGGAAUUGACAAUAUAUUCAUUUCUUUGUGCUGUUCAUUUUGAUAAUUUUAUUGGAAAAUAAAUUAGUAGUUAGCUAUGAGUAUAUGAAGUGGUUUGUUUAUAAUAUACAGAAUAGGUUUCUUUUGUAAUUGUGCUCUGUAACCAUAUUUAUCCUAGUACGUAAUUCUCUUGGUGUUUCGUAGUUUAUGUAGCUGGCCAUAUAUUUGCAUGUCAUUAUCAAACAGUAAUGAAUGUUCACUUAAUCUGGACUUCAAGCAAACAAGAUGGUAGCUUGCAAGAAUAUUUUUAUUUCUUUCUACCUUUAACAGCUGUAAUUUGGAAAGGUUAAAAUAUUAUUUAACAUGGUAGGCUGAAAGUCAGUGCUGAAUUAUUAAUCAGGAUAACUUGUUUCUAAUUCAGUUGCAUCUCACUAAAAAUAUUAACUAAUUGGCAGGAGAGCUUUUUAACGUGUGCAAAUCUUUACAAACUGUGAUUGGUUAACAACGUGUAGAUUGUUAGAUAAUGUCAGAUUUCUUUCAAGUUUUAUUUAAAUAGAGUAGAAAAACUUUUAUUUUUUUGAGGGGAGAAGGGUUAUUUCCCUGGUUUAUGCAUAAGUCAGACCUCAGCAGUUUGCUAGCAUGGUUACUAUUUGGAAAUUCAAUCCUAGACUUGAUACUCAAUUAUAUGGGAUUUCAUUCCUACCAACUUCCUGUAAUUCUAAACCUAUGGGUAAAAAUAUUAGUAGUCAUACGCUGCUGAGGAAAGUACGGACACAUUGACUCAGCUAGUGCAGCUGCAGCAGGCGUUGCUGUUUUAAACUUGAAAAUACUGGGAGUUUAUUAUAUUCAUUUUUGCAAAUUACAGAAGGUAUAAUUGAAACAAGGUUGGUAGUGUUUGUCAGUGUGUUGCAGCUGAGGUCGUUGGAACAUAAGUGCUUUAUAAAUGAGUGCUUUCUGACUGCAAGCAAUCAAAGACGGUCCAGAAACUGCAGUUCAACGAAUGGCUGACUUAUUUCAAGAGGUACAGUCUUUUUUUUUAACGCUAGUAUCUUGUAGAAAUUAGGACAAAGCUUGCUACUUCUAUGAGCUUUUACUGUUGCGAUGUACUAGCUCUAGGUUCUGUGCAGCUGCCUGUAGCCUUCCCGCUGAAGGAUUUUUCUGGUUUUCAUUCACUAACAUGCGUGGAAAUGAGAACAAAUGGCACGACGGUUAAGACUGCAUUUUGCAACUCAAAGAAGUAACACAGAUCCGCUAUCAGAAACCUCCGAAGAUGUUUUGGAUAGUAACCAUCGAAUGUACUUCAAAAGGAUACAGAACUCUGAACCUAAUGUUGCACAAAUGAACCUGACUCCUAGACAAGUUGCUUGUGCACCUGUAAUGCAGCAAAUAAUUAAUCAAGAGAGAAAGGCAAAUAUUUCUUCACUGCAAAAAAAAAAGAGCACCUCACUGCAUAUUUCUCUACAGUCUAGAAAGCAUAAUGGAUAUUUUCGGUCUGGUGAUGGCGAAGACACUUCAUUCAUCAGUAUUGGGAAUGAAGGAAGUUGUGGCACUAGAAUUGUGGUUGAUCAUCCAGCUAAUGACAGCCAUCUGAGCAAUAGCGCUGCAUGCAGUGGCAGUCUUAGCAGUAUUGCAGCCAGUGACAAUGGGUCCUUGAGCAGUGCUGGCAGUGACUAUGGAUCAUGUACAAGUACCACGAGUGAUGGAGGUUCAUACAGUAACAGUGUCAUCAGUGACAGUGGUAGUGGCACUCCUUCGACGAGCGAUGGCACUUACUGUAGCGGUGUUGAUCAUGGUGACUUUUCAUAUGGAAACAUUUCUAACAAGUGUAAUCCCUAUAGAAACAACUCACCUCAGGAAGAAGUACAGGUGUGUAGAAGUAAUACUACUUUUGACCAAGAUGUUUUGUCAGUGAGGAAGAAAACUAAAAUUCCACUGCGGCGGUGUUCAUCAUUGGUAAUUUUCCCUAGGAGUCCUUCCAGUACUCCCCCAGCUUCUCCCAUAACCUCAGGUCAGCUGCCACACAGAGGUGCCUAUCAGACAUCACAUAAACUAAUUAUUUCUCCUAGUGAGCCGUCGCAUAAAGAAGAUCAAACCAUUUCCAAGGGUUUCCUUUCAACAGCAGUCAAUGGACUUCGACUGUCUAAAACAGUUUGCUCUUCUGGUGAAGUUAGAGAUGUUCGACCGCUUUCCUUGAAUACAUCUUUACAGGACAAAAGUAAAAUUCUGAACAGUUCUGAACAGGCAACUUGUGAAGAAGUAGCUGGUGGCUUCUCCUGUAUUUCAGUUCAUCUGACUCAAAGAGCAUUUGCAUCAAGCAGUGAAAUGGUUAAUGGCUGUUGCAGUGCAGAGUUAAAUCUGAACUCCAGUGCAAAAUACCCUCCUUUAAAACUGGCACGUAGCACAUCUGCAUGUUUACCCUCAAAAAUAGAUUCAGAAUACCAGAUGAAUAUAAAUCAACUGGAAAGACCAAAUGCACAGACGAGCAAAACCCACCAUGUUUUGCAAAGAAGUGUUUCAUUGGAAGGAUCACGUCAAAAAGUUUCUUGCUGUUUAUCCAGUCUUAAAUACAAGUGUCAUAGUGCAAGGACGUCUCAGUUGCAUAUACAGUUCAAGCCUGGGAAUGAAGGAAAAACAAGUGGUGUUAAUAAAAGAUAUGGAACCUCUAAAAGGGAAAUAUCUAGCACUUCUUUGUGGAGGCCCCAUAAGACUCGAGAUGAUUUUCUUGGACAAGUGGAUAUUCCUCUUUAUCAGUUACCGACAGAAAAUCCAAGUAUGGAGAGACCAUAUACGUUUAGGGAUUUUGUUCUUCAUCCAAGAAGCCAUAAGUCAAGAGUUAAAGGCCACCUUAGAUUAAAAAUGACUUACCUACCUAAAAGCAAUGGAUCUGAAGAAGAAACCACAGAACAGGCUGAAGAAUUGGAGCCUGGGUGGAUUAUAUUGGACCAACCGGAUGCUGCUAACCAGCCACAACAGCAGCAGCAGGAAUCUCCUCCACUGCCUUCAGGCUGGGAAGAAAGGCAAGACAUCCUCGGCAGGACCUAUUAUGUCAAUCAUGAAUUCAGGAGAACACAGUGGAAAAGACCAACUGCUCAGGACAAUGUAGCUGUCGCAGAUAUGGGUAACAUGCAGUUGGAAGCCCAGCACGCAUUCACUCAUCGACGACAGAUAUCAGAGGAUACUGAAAAUCUAGACAACAGAGAUUCCCCUGAGAGCUGGGAAAUUAUAACUGAAGAUGAGGCAACAAUGUAUAGCAAUGAGAACCCUCAAAUACCUCUCCCACAGAAUAAUUGUGAUGUACAGACUCAUCUUGCAGAAGAGUUGAAUACCAGACUUACUACCUCUGGAAGUUCGGCUACUGGCCAAUCAACAGCCUACAUGAACCAUUCUGGCAGAAGAGGUAGUCUGCAAACAUACAGAGUUGAAGAGCAACCUGCACAUCCAGUGUUACUGCCUACUUCGUCUGGAUUACCCCCAGGCUGGGAAGAAAGACAAGAUGAAAAAGGGAGGUCAUACUAUAUAGAUCACAAUUCUAGAACUACUACUUGGAUAAAACCAGUUGUACAGGUUGCUGUGGAAGCGAGUCAGUUGUCAACUGCACAAAGUACUUCUGUAGCAAGACAACCACAAGCAACAUCAAGUGAUUUACCACAACAGUCUUCUAAUCAGCAGCCUGAAAUGGAGCAAGGUUUUCUCCCUAAGGGCUGGGAAGUUCGACAUGCACCCAAUGGGAGACCAUUCUUUAUUGACCACAACACCAAAACUACAACAUGGGAAGAUCCAAGACUGAAAAUUCCUGCUCAUCUGAGGAGAAAAACUUCCUUAGAUCCAGUAGAUCUAGGGCCAUUACCACCAGGUUGGGAAGAGAGAACUCACACAGAUGGAAGAGUAUUCUUCAUAAACCACAAUACAAAGAAAACACAAUGGGAGGAUCCUCGACUGCAGAAUGUGGCAAUAACUGGACCAGCUGUGCCUUACUCCAGAGACUAUAAGAGGAAAUAUGAGUUCUUCAGAAAGAAAUUGAAGAAACAGAGUGAUAUUCCGAACAGAUUUGAAAUGAAAAUUCAUCGCACAACAAUCCUUGAGGAUUCUUAUAGAAGAAUUAUAGCUGUAAAGAGAGCAGAUUUCCUUAAAGCAAGACUCUGGAUUGAAUUUGAUGGUGAAAAAGGUUUAGACUAUGGAGGAGUAGCCAGGGAAUGGUUCUUCCUUCUCUCUAAGGAAAUGUUUAAUCCUUAUUAUGGAUUGUUCGAAUAUUCAGCUACAGAUAACUAUACUCUGCAGAUCAACCCAAACUCUGGACUCUGCAAUGAAGAUCAUCUUUCAUAUUUCAAGUUUAUAGGUCGAGUAGCUGGAAUGGCUGUUUACCAUGGAAAACUUUUGGAUGCCUUUUUUAUUCGUCCAUUUUACAAGAUGAUGCUACAAAAACCAAUAACACUUCAUGAUAUGGAGUCUGUGGAUAGUGAAUAUUACAAUUCUCUGAGAUGGAUUCUUGAAAAUGAUCCAGCAGAGCUGGACCUUAGAUUUAUAGUUGAUGAAGAACUUUUUGGACAGACCCAUCAACAUGAACUGAAAAGUGGUGGAUCAGAAAUAGUUGUAACCAACAAGAACAAGAGAGACUAUAUUCAUCUUGUAAUACAGUGGAGAUUUGUGAGCAGAGUACAGAAACAAAUGGCAGCCUUUAAAGAGGGCUUUUUUGAACUAAUACCUCAGGAUCUGAUUAAAAUUUUUGAUGAAAAUGAGCUGGAGUUGUUAAUGUGUGGACUGGGAGAUGUGGAUGUGGCUGAUUGGAAACUACAUACAAAAUACAAAAAUGGCUACAAUGUAAACCAUCAAGUAAUACAGUGGUUCUGGAAGGCAGUCUUAAUGAUGGACUCUGAAAAGAGAAUAAGAUUACUGCAAUUUGUUACUGGCACAUCACGUGUACCUAUGAAUGGGUUUGCGGAGCUGUAUGGUUCAAAUGGACCACAAUUGUUUACAGUUGAACAGUGGGGUACCCCAGAAAAACUGCCAAGAGCUCAUACCUGCUUUAAUCGCUUGGAUUUGCCUCCUUAUGACUCCUUUGAAGAUUUAUGGGAUAAACUUCUUCUAGCGAUUGAAAAUACUCAGGGUUUUGAUGGGGUUGAUUAAGCCACAGACAAAAAUCGUAUCGGUCCAGUGCUGCAACUUCAUUUUAAGGGUUUACAAACAGAUUUGAAUUUUCCAGGGACUACCGUUGUAUUUAGCCACGUGGAUAUUAAAUCUUCAUAAUAUCAUUUGUAAAAUAAGUAUUAAAAAAACACUAACUUUCGAAAAUGCAUAUUGCCAUUUCCACAAUUUUGUGUACUUUGCUGAUAACUACAGUACAUACAUUGGAUGGGCCAGUACCAAGUAAGUCAAAAACUAAAAUGUUUUUAAGCAGUUGCCUCUUACAGUAUUUGACAGACUGUCCUGCAGUAAACUACUGAAGUAAAACUGUGAAGAAAUCUUUGCAGAGGUUGUAAAUUUGAAUUGCUGCUUUAAGAGAAACAACUGAAAUUAUUAAUCAGUUAAAAAUACACACACACUUUGUGUAAUGCAAUAUCAUCAUCUGUGCUGCUUCAGGCUGUUUGCUACAGAUCUGUCCAAAGCACCUUAUAAUUCAGCAUAUUAGGUAAAACAUUGUAAAGCAUUUAUUUGCAUCAUCAGCUAUCAGUUUGCAGAACACUGACUUGCUUACACAUUUUUUAAAAAAUUUGUUUCUAUCUUGCUUUUGUUAGAACUGUAACAAAAUCAGGACUUUUUAUAAGACACAAGCAGCAUAAGUCUGAUUUGUAAUGAGAAAUUAUAUCCUUUUUUUGUCUGAAUUUGUAUACUGUCAUUGGUUUAUUGAGUGUUCAUCACUUUUUUUGGAUAAAUUUGUAGUUCAACGGUGGAUAAUGUUUUCAAUUCAGCCUUUUUGCAACAAAUUAAUCUUAAAGCAAAAUUUUUAUGAGUAUCACAGAGUAUUAGUUACUGGUAGUUAGAGGCCUUUAUUAUCCAUUCUUGCAGUAUUGCACUACAUAACAAUAAAGAACAUGUUUACAGGGUUUUCUGGGCCAAGUUCAGCAGUCUGAUAUGUGCAAACUUCUCAGAACUGUACAGCGGUUAUGCACAUGUAACCAGGGGCAGAAUUUGGUUCUGUAAUAUGUUUACAGGUUAUGCUAGUUUCUAUAGCUGCGUUUUUAUAUUUUUUCUCCACUGUUAGUCUAGAAACCAAACUUGUUAAUACAGUAUAACCAAAGUCAUAACCAACAAUGUGCAAUUUAUUGUAGAUCAAUUUGUCAUAUAAAUAUCAGUUUGAUUUCUUUUGUAAAUGUGGACUUUUUUUGUAUUAAUUUUAACUUUUGUUUGAGCAAGUGCUGGUUAAAACGAGUUGCCAACUUGGUUCUAAAAGAAAAAAAUUAUAUACCUGUCUUGCUCUACUUUGAACAUUUUGUUACCGAUAUGAUCUGAGGAUAUGAUAGUACCUAGCUUUGGCCAGCAAAUUUCUGUUUAGUCACAGUCUUUACAAAUAUGCAAGAAGGACGUGUAGCACAUCUCUAUUAAAAAUAUGUAAAUUAUGUAACAAACAUAAUGGGUCUUACGGGAUAUUUAAAAUCCCACUUGGUUUUAUUCUUUGACUAGGUUGUUAGAGCUGAGAAUACUACGUGUAAAUAGAGGUAACUUAUACAGAUUUCCCAAAUCUAUAUGCAGUUUUGUAAAAACAUGAAUGAUAUAUCAGUAAAUCUGUAUAGAUUUGAAUGUAGCAGUAUUUGUUGCAUACUUUAAAGUAUAAAAUAAGGAUCCUGAGAGCAGUAAAUAAAAUUUUAUUCUAAUAA